AUGGUCGUUCACAAUCCUAACAACUGGCACUGGGUAGACAAGAACUGUAUCGAUUGGGCCCGUAAUUACUUCGAGAACAGACUUGUGGGCAUUGAAAGCUCCGCUAACGAAACGAAACAAGUUGAAGUUACGUCUAUUUCGUCUAUGGAGGGAGACUGCGAGGUCAGUCAACGCAAGGGUAAGGUCAUUUCACUAUUCGACCUUAAAGUGGUAUUGAUGAUCAAGGGCCAUGUGGAGGAUGAAACUUUUGAGGGUAGUAUUACAGUUCCAGAGAUUGCUUUUGACUCUGAAGCAGACGACUACCAGUUCGAAAUAUCAAUUUACAAAGAAACUGGCAAAUUGAGUGAAGUCAGGCCUUUGAUUAGGGAAGAGAUCAUACCACAAUUGAAGGAGGUUUUCUGCAAAUUCGGACCAGAACUUCUGCAAACGCAUGCCAAUGAUAUUCAGGUUCCAGUAGACCAGGUCAAAUCCGAAUUCACCAAGGCUAACGCACAAUCGACACAUGCAAGCGCAUCUGCAUCCCCACCACCAACAGUGAAGAAAACCAGCAGCAAUGUGAAGAGCGAAGCCUCUUCAGGAUCUUCAAAGGGGCCUCUUUACAACACCACAACUUUGCAUUUGGAACCUACUUUCAACGUUCCUGCCACUGAGCUCUAUCAAACAUUCCUUGACAAACAGCGAGUGCAAGCAUGGUCCAGAUCACCCAUGGUUUGUAAAUCGUCCAAGAGCGUUCUAGAAAAAGGUGACGAGUUCACCUUCUUUGGAGGAAAUAUAACAAGCAAGCUGAUUGGGUGUGACGUAGGCAAGCGGUUGGUCUUUGAGUGGCGUCUCAAUGAUUGGCGCCAAGGCCACUGGAGCACCUUAGCCAUGGACUUCCACGAAUCUCAAGAAUAUCACGAAACAAAAUUACAGGUCACUUGGAGUGGCGUCCCGGUAGGCGAAGAAGAUAAGGCCAAGGGCAAUUUUUUGGAAUACUACGUUAGAAGCAUUAAGUUGACUUUCGGUUUCGGGGCUGUCUUAUAG
This is a messenger RNA of Lachancea meyersii CBS 8951, 1023 nucleotides long. NCBI's taxonomy places the organism in Eukaryota, Fungi, Ascomycota, Saccharomycetes, Saccharomycetales, Saccharomycetaceae. The record is from the annotation of a GenBank genome assembly.